This is a messenger RNA of Trichobilharzia szidati, 1580 nucleotides long. The record is from the annotation of a GenBank genome assembly. NCBI's taxonomy places the organism in Eukaryota, Metazoa, Platyhelminthes, Trematoda, Strigeidida, Schistosomatidae.
CUGCUGAGGGGCAGUGAAAAGCGCCUUGGUUAAAAGCCGCGAAAAUGAGCAUUUUGUUUGGGACAGGAGGUGGCAGAUAUGAUUCCUACAUUGCCUGAGAAAAUGCUCGAUCCAAAUGUGUGUAUCAAAAAACCUUUCGAUUUUGGUUAUCCUGUAUUGUGUGGCUCUUUGGGAUGGAAACAAGGUGAUGAAGAAGGAAAAUGGGCUCAGAAAGCUAUCGAGACUUUGAUCAAAAAAUUGAAAAAACGCAAGGGUGUUUUGGAAAGACUUCAGCAUGCUUUACUACAUCCAAAUGAGCCCAGUGAGUGUGUAACUAUUCCUCGAUCUCUUGAUGGACGAAUACAGGUUUCUCACCGAAAAGGGUUUCCGCAUGUCAUUUAUUGUAGGGUUUGGCGAUGGCCUGAUCUCCAGAGUCAUCAUGAAUUAAGACCUGUGGAAAACUGCAAACUGCCGUUUAGUUCCAAGGAGACUGAGGUGUGCAUUAACCCAUACCACUACACUCGAGUUGACUACCCUGUAUUACCUCCUGUCUUAGUACCGCGUCAUAAUGAAUAUCCAACAAUUGAUUCUACCAAAAAAGAACCUACAACAGGUGACCAACCAUGUGACUCUCAGUGUUAUUCAGAAUUUCAUGCUGUGAAUUAUCAAGAACCAAAAUAUUGGUGCAGUAUUGCAUACUACGAGUUAAAUUCACGCAUUGGUGAAGCUUACUUUGCCAGCAUACCGAGUAUCAUUGUUGAUGGAUUCACUAAUCCUGGUCGAGAUAGUGGUCGAUUCUCUUUAGGCUUUCUAUCAAAUAUAAACAGGAGUUUAGCUGUUGAAAAUGCCCGGAAACAAAUUGGAAAGGGCGUUCACUUGUUUACAUUUGGUGGUGAUGUAUACGCUGAAUGCUUAUCAGAUUGUAGUAUUUUUAUUCAAUCACGUGAAUGCAAUGAACGACAUCAUUUUCAUCCAACAACUGUGAUUAAAAUACCUCCUGGUGGUUGUUUACGCAUAUUUUCUAAUCGUCAAUUCGCUCAUAUACUCAGUUAUACUAUUCAACGUGGUGUUGAAGCCACCUAUGAUCUUGUACGUAUGUGUACUAUACGUAUGAGUUUUGUGAAAGGUUGGGGUGCUGAAUAUCAUCGACAGGAUAUAACAUCAACACCGUGUUGGAUUGAAAUCCAUCUGCGUGGACCAUUUCUAUGGCUUGAUCGUGUUCUACGUCAAAUGGGUCCAAGUCGAAGUCCUAUUUCAUCAGUUUCCUAACAAUAUUGUUAUCUCCGACAACAGUUUUAUUACAUAUAAAUUUCAUUUUGGUUCAUAUACACAUUUCUUUCUUGCAUAAAUGUUGUGAUCUCAUUCAUUAAGUGUGUGAUUGUAUUCAUCAGAAUUAUUAACUCAUUCGUCAUUCUGUGAUUAUUUUAAGCCUACAGUGUGAGUGAUUUAAUUCACUUGUAUUGUCACUUAUUAUACCCUUGAGUAUCUCGUUUGUUUUUGCUCUAUAUAUUUACUACUACUAUUACUACUACUUUACUAUAACUAUAAUGGUUAUGAUUAUUAUUGUUGUUAUUGUUAUUCAUUUGAGCAAUGAAAGCUUU